Messenger RNA from Maniola jurtina (meadow brown), 9360 nucleotides. It is a transcript of the gene SIDL, whose product is annotated as trafficking protein particle complex subunit 10. Gene Ontology annotation, cellular component: TRAPPII protein complex. NCBI's taxonomy places the organism in Eukaryota, Metazoa, Arthropoda, Insecta, Lepidoptera, Nymphalidae. Bases 191 to 3712 code for a protein of 1173 amino acids. The transcript is spliced from 17 exons. Gene Ontology annotation, biological process: intra-Golgi vesicle-mediated transport; early endosome to Golgi transport. The record is from RefSeq and is a predicted model, not a curated record.
AUUUUCUAAUCCAAAACAGGUCAAAAAUAAUUAGAUUUUAGCUUAUUAACGUGGUUUAUUAAACGUGGGCAAGUAUUCUUCAUAUACGUAUGCCUAUCGAGGUGGUCAAAAAAGUGGGUGGACAUAAGUUCCUAAUUGGGCAGCCGUGUUGUGUUGUGCAGAUGAAAAUAAACUUUAUUGAUGAUGAAAAAUGAAGGGGGUUGGUAAUUCACCAGCUGAUCGCGAAGGGAUGACAAAUAAACCUAUAGUAGCAUGCGCUGGCGAUUGGAAUUUAUUCUGUACUUUAGAACAACCCCUGGUGGCUGCGAUUCCUCAGGAUUCCUGUGAAUGGCGUCGGUCGUAUGGUCGAAUAACUAAAUUUGUAUAUUUGGAGGCAACUUUUGUAAAGUUUAAUAAGGAUAAGGUGCAAUCUGAGCUCAAUUUACUAAAGCGACCUAUAUUCCAUAUUUAUUGGACGGAUUGUGUGGAUAUAGAGUAUUACAAAACAACACUCAGAGAAGACAUAGAAGCAUGGCUCAAGCAAUUAGAAAAAAACAACAUAACCGAUUGGAUGAUAGUUUUAGUAGAAACUUACGAUAUAAGAAAGACAAACAAGUUACUGCCCAGGACUACAGUUUUAGAUAAAAUCAAAGGUGAUUUUGCCGCAAAACAAACGGAAGAUAGAUUUAUAUCUGUCAUCAAUCCUAUAAAAUCUGAGGCGAGGAGUGCAGAAUCCUGGCGAGCACUAGUGGCGAAAGUUAGGCAUUUUAUCCUAGUGGCGUAUAACAAAGCUCUUAUUAAGUUUGAAGAAUAUAUGAGAGAGCAAAGAGAAAAGAGGAAUGAUCCAGAAUGGGAUUUUUGUAAAUACUUCAUUUUACAAGAGCAAUUAGCCUUUGUUCUUGAAAUGCUUGGUCUAUAUGAAGAAGCCCUAGUCCAGUAUGAUGAAUUGGAUGCAUUGUUCUCGCAAUUUGUACUCAAUUCUAAUGUAGCAGAAAGUCCAAAAUGGCUUGAGACUUUCCGACAACCAAUCACAUCCUGGCAAGCUGUAAGACUGACUUCACUAGUACCGCAGAAUUUAAGGGAAUUAAUAAUUAAGAAGAAAGCAUCUCUAUUAGACUUUAGGAGUUACUUGUUUCAACGACAAAGUGCCAUGUUAUUACUUACUUUUAAGCCUUGGGAAAUCGCGUCUCGAUGUCUAACUACAGUCCACAACACUUUGGUAGAGCUAACAUUACUAAACGCGCACGCAGUGGAAGGCGCGGCUGCGUGCUGGGCGCAUCUUGCGUGCGCGGAGACGCUGCGCGCGUGCGAGCGGCUAUCCUCCACGAAUAGUGCGCUUGAAGCUUGCACUAGUAUGAACGCGCCUUUAUUGCAUAAUGCGAAGGAUAAGCUUCACGAACUAGGCAAGCUCUGCGGUUUGCUCCCAGGCUCGCCCGAACCUACCUCAGAACAGCUACACUUAGUAGUCAUGUUAUCCGCUGGCAUGGGAGACAGCGAGCCAAACAACCAGCAAAGUCCCACGGAUCGGUUAAAAGAAGCUCUUUGUAGCAAGAAAAGCUUUCAACAAUACUAUUUGGAGUUGGCAGAAUUGGCGAUGGGCACUUACAAACACAUUGGGAGGUUAAGGUUUGCACGCACUAUAGGGCGGGAUUUAGCCGCGUUCUAUUCAGAGUUGGGAGAAACGAGCAAAGCCGUAGUAUUUCUUAUGGACGCGUUACGUUCUUAUGAGGAGCAGGGAUGGAAGGAUCUAGCGGCGCAGACGCGCUUAGAACUGAUCGCUGCCGCUAAGAAAAUGAACGAUGUUGAUAGGUACACAAAGCUCUCUGCUAGGAUAGCUAGCACUGCCGAAUUAGAGAUUCUAGUCAGAAACUUUUAUUUCGAAGAAAUGCUGAAGUCCAUUAAAGAAAACUUCGCGGAUAAGCAGGACUCUGUGCUGACGGAGCUUAGCGACUGUUUCACACUGGUCUCCUGUGAACUGCUGCCGUCGGAACGCGGUGUUUAUAUCACUGAUAAUAAGGUGCAAUGUCGACUGGUAAUAGAGAGUCAUAUGCCCAAGGACGUAUUAUGUACACGAAUGGCGAUCAGCGUAGAGACUUUCCAAGACAAACCAACAGAGAAACGGACGCCCGUGAAGAGUUAUAAGACUGAUUUAACCGUUAGCGUAGGCUCACAGGCGAACUCGCCCAAGAAAACUGUGGAGGCUACUGAAACUGAAUCUAAUAGUUUAGUUACUAGUAUAAGGCUAGAUGAUCUUAAACCUAAGAACCCGUUGUUAAAUCCUAUGAACAUCACAUCUAAACUUCAUUACAAGGAAGACAAUACGUUACAAAAAGCGACUGUCGAAUGUCAAAACCCAAAACUGCCAUUGCGUCGUUCAGAUAGCACUAAGUACAGGAAACCUUCCCCUACAGUACGGAAUAACUACGAAACAUGUUUUAAAUGUGAAAAUAUUAUAAUACAUCCUGGUUUAAACGACAUUGUGGUAGAAUAUGUUGCUAAGAAAUGUGGUACUUUUAAACUCGGCCAGGUUUCUUUGCUAAUCGAGGGUAGAUUAGAAUUUUUGUCGAACGCUUUAAUACCCAGUAGGGUGGGGUACGAAGUUGAAACGCAAGGGGUCAGUGUGUUUUUGAAUAAGGUUGAACCGAAGAAGGAUUUGGUUGCCGGCUUAGAACAUGAUAUGGAAUUGGUGGUGAAUAGUGGGAGCUCUAGGAUUGAAGAGAAUGCAACAAUUCUUCUAAGAACAUCGACGGGUCUCAAUAUAAGAUUCGCAAAGGACGACAGUCCAAUGUCAAGAGAAUUGUCCAUUCCUAUAGAAGCGAUAGAACCGUUCCAAACUACCAGAAUACCUUUACGCCUGUUUGCCAGUCUACAGCCGAGAAGAGAAAAGAGUAUAGAACAUACUGUAUGGCUGACUUGUCCGUGGUGGGAGACUGUAACUGAAGUCCCCUUACACUUUACCCCGCCAAUGAUUGCUUCUUGGAGGCUCCUUACGUCCAAUACAAGAAAGUUCAUUCAUGUCACCUUGAAGUCUUCGGUCGCACAUUUCAUCCAAUUUACACUGACUGAACCGAAGUUAGAGUGUGACGGCAAUAAUACUGUCUCGGACCUUAACCCAAAGAAUUCUGGUGAUAUGGUAGUAGCAUCUGACAGUACAACCGCCUCAUUCAUGUGGGAGCUCCUCAAAGACCCGUUAGUCAAAGCUGGUCCAAUGAAGGCGACAUUCACAGUGCAAUACCGACUAGCUAACGAAGAAACUUCCAGAACAUUCUCCUGUCCUUUCGAUAUUCAAGAUUAUACGACGCUGUUUGUGAUACGGACUAAGUUGGAACCUGGGAAGGGGUCGGACUUCUUUAGGGCGUCCCAAGUUUGCUGUUUGCAGUUGAACGUACAGAGGGUAAAUGAAACGGAACAUACUUCCCUGAUGUACGAAGUUUUAGCUGAUCAGACAAUGUGGGCCGUUCUUGGUAGAACUGCAGGUGUAAUAAGUAUGGAAUCUAGUACAGCCGAAGGGCAGUGCGUCUCUUUGGAUGUCAUGCCUCUAGGAGCGGGAUACUUGCCUUUGCCCGCUGUUCGUCUCUCAAAGUACAUCGCGCGGGACACUAGCGCCAGAGAUACAGCCGCCCACCCUCGCUUAGAACCCUUCAGUCCAGGUCAAGUGUACCACGCGGGGAAGGCAAAGCAAGUCCACGUGUUACAGCCAGCUCCUAAAGAACAUCUAGAUAUUACAGUCUGAAUAAAGUAGGCUAGGAAUUAUCAACUUCGUCCGUUUAUCAUACAGAUAAACCAAAUGGUUUUAGCUGUAUGAACUUGAUACUGAGCCAGUUUUGGCCAUAUUACAGAAAAAGCAAGGAAAGACAGUUUUUUUAUUUAAUAAGAAUAAAAAAAAUAGAUAUGCGAUACACUGUUGUAUGCCUUUACGCGUACUAAUGCGUCAGCUAAAAGCGUGAACUAAAACCAGUGAAACGGACGUCACGACGCAAGUUUGUUUACACAAUUAUGUAUGCAUACAGCUUGUCAUUCAAAUCUGAGCUUUAAGUCGUACGCUGUAGAUACAAUGUAGCUAAUUCAGUUGUACACAAUCUGUACUAAAAUGACAGCUCUAACUUACUGUUUAACUAUCCCUUUCUACAAUUUGAAGUGGCAAGGGGCAAGGCACAUAGUUCAAAAACCGAUAGAGAUUGGAUUCUCAAUUGGAUCCCCAAUUCCCUUGGAGGGUUGGUAGAAUGGCGACCUCCCACCGGUAAGCGCAGGGGAAGACCCCCAUUACUUGAAUAGACAGCAAGCAAGUCGCAAGGAGCCAUUGUAUUAACGGUGUGCAAAACCAUGUAUGAAAUUUCAGUGGAUGUCUAUUGGUUGACGAUGAAGAUCCCUUUCAUCGAUCAGAUACCAUCAGAGCACUAUGCGAAAAAGGAUAGCACUAGAUUUAGGGCCGAUUUUUCAAUCAUCGAAUAACUUUUAUAUGAGGAAUAAAUUUGAGGUUUUGAUAUUUUUUCUAUAACUUAUUCCUCAGAUAAAAGUUAUUCGACGAUUGAAAAAUCGUCCUGUAGUUUUGUUUACAAAUUAUUGUGUACAACCCAAUUAGCCACAUAAUGGAACAAUCAGACUUAUACAGAUAUAUUUAGCAAAAUGCGGGAUUGCAUAUAUAACUUAUGCAGCUUAACCAAUGAUCAUGACUUUACAGUAUUUAACCACUUUAAAAAAAUAAACAGCCACCCAUGUACUCAGCAAGUGAUUUCUUUAAAAAAAAAAUUAUAAGUAGUCCAUGAUUGGUGUCAAAAGAUUUUACGUCCUUUAGGCGUUGUGAUUGUGAACUAUUAAAUAAGUAAAUAAAAACUCAAAACGAUGUAAUUAUAGUGCUAGUUCUAUAUAAAUAAAUAAGUAAAUGUUUUUCAUCCCCCACACUUUGUAUUGUCGGACCACAAAAAACAUGUGAUAAAUAUAAAAUGUUGUAUUUAAAACUUUGGCUUUUGCUGUUUAGGCUUUUUAAAUGUUUAUCUACGGUCGCUUAGUAUAUAGAUGGUCUCAGGUAAAAAGAACUCUGAACUUGGAGUCCAAGAGGCAUAGAGGUGAUAUGUCUGUCAGGGUUGGCAUUAUUAAAAACGAAUGUUUAAUUUUUUUAAACAAGUGUUUUAAAAACUGUUUAAAACAGUUAAACAUUUUUAAACAAAACAGUUAAUACUUUCAAUCCACGUGUGACUAUUCACAUGCCUAUGCAUCUUCUAGGUUAGCCCGCUCCAACCUAGACAUCAUUGCUCUGUUUUUAGACAUGAUUGUUGUCAAAUGCAAGCCUAUCUCACAAUUUAAAAAAACCCACUGAAAUACGAACAGGCCUGCAGAAGACCCAUUCUAGAAGCAGAGACAAGGUCCAUUUUCCGUAAGAGAUCCGUCAUUGCAACUGUUAUUUCAUACAAUUUAAUCUAUGGAAAAUUGAUUUUGUCUACAUAGCUAAAUUUAUACACCAAGAGUUGUAUUAAACCAGUGAAUAUACUUAUAUAACAAAUAAUAGGAUUAUAUUAUUAUACCUAAUGCCGAUCUUUUGAAGUUUUGUUACAAUGUAUUUAAUGUUAUACGGAUAUAGUCCAAGAGCAGUUGCUAAAGAUGCUUAUUCGUUUGGCACAAACAACUAAUGUAAAAUAAUUAUUUAUUUAAUUUGAAGUAAGUAAAUUAAAACAAUCAUAAAAUUGUUUUUAUUUAUUGACAUUGACAGAUCUCAUGUGCUCGAAAGGUAAGAUGCAGUCUAAGAUGGAAGCAGACUAACUUGGAAUGCAAGGGCCAUCAUUCUAUGCAGCAUCUAACCAGAACGAUAAACUGUCUGGCGGCACACCUUUGGCGGUAGGGUGGUAAUGAUUGGUCUCCCACCAGACUACACAGUUUAUUUAGAAAUUACCUAAAUUACUUCUGCCGGGAGUCGAAUCUGGGACCUUAUAAGACCUCUGCGCUGAAGAGACAGUUAAUAAUUCAAAUAAAUUGUCAAUCGAAUAAGCAUCAAUACAAUAUUACAGUCUUACUUUUAAAUAAAAUACUAUAAUUUCAUGAUAGCUUAAAAUAGUACCUAAUUAUAUUAUUAUACUAUGGAGCUUCAAAACAUUAGUGUAAUGUUAAUUGUGUAAUAAUAGUACAUGUUAGAAAUAUUUAUUGAUUUAUGUAAAAUAAUUAGGUGAGUAAACUUAUAAAGUUUCUUUUAUUUUUACAGUUCUUGGCAGGAAAUAUUACACAUCGGACUUUAGAAAGAUUUCGGCUUCGUAGAGCUUCGUCUCUGUCACUCAUACCUAUGUGACGUUUUGUCGGGGUCACCGACAGAGACAACGCUCUACGAAAAAAAUUCGACUAGCAAUAUUUCCUACCGAGUACUGUACGAAGAUGGCCGUAACAUUUCUUUAGUCGCAAAACAUUUCCAUGUAUUGGAUUCUCAAGAGAUGUAACGGCUAUCUCUCAGACUAUUGCUACAAAGAAAAUGUAUUGGCUUUAUAUGAAUAAGAGUACAAAAUUCUCGUUUCUUAUUUUUUUCAAUAUUGCAUCGACGCGCCGCCAUAUUCCUAGUCUAGGCUCUUGUCUGUGUGUCUGUAUGUUUUAUACGAAACUUAAUUGCCAUCCUAUUUUUUUUUUAAACAUUAUGGAAAGGACGAAUGGUACUUUCAAUCCUGUUUUUUUUAGUUUAAGGCCUCUAAUUCACGUUGACGAAACAUAUUCGGCGAAUGCCAAGAUCCUUGAUGUAUAUAUGUAUAUGAUACCUUGUCCAGUAGGCAUGCAAGUAUACGCUAGCUGGCUUUAUUUACAUGUUUGCCCAGUACAUUUGCCAAGCGCUUUGGUUGGGCUAACUUAUACGAGGGGCAUUAUGUGUUUUGGUGCUAAUAGUGGCAACGUCAAAAUUAUUCUCUUAUUAUUUUUGUACGGUUGGGCAGUUAGGUGUAAUCAUAUUUUAUAGAAAUAGGUAUACCGUUUCACUGAGAGGGCUCGUGAAGAAUAGUCUGGAUUGCGGAAAGGCAGUUGCUAUCAAGGAGUUUAACGAUAAUUCUGGCACCUUCUAGCCCGCAUCCUAACCACAAGCAGUUUCAAUCAAGCUGUACACCCUAAGUAUCCUUUUCUUAGGUUGAAAUCUAUAGAGCAUACUUAGGCUGAGAUGUAUCGAGCGCACUUUGACUUUGCUCAAACUUACGACACUGUUAAAACGAGACUGUAAUAUAGCUGGCAUUGAUUCGUCUUUUUUAACUUGAACUUAAGUCUGAGCAAAGUCUAAGUAUGGUCUAUAGGUUUCAGACUUUAAAUUAUAGUUAAAACGAGUCAGAUUUAUGCCACCGAUAUAAAGCUGUCUCGUUUUAACAUUAAGUCUGAACAGAACAAAUUCAAAGUUUGUUUUAUAGACUUGCCCCCAAUCGUGUAAGAAAAACGUAUUCAUCGUAACUAAUCGACAAACAAAUUCUGCCCUUUGAUUGGUUCAUUUGCUGUUUACAUUUUUUCACCUCCAAUUAAGGGGCAGAAUUUACUACUGAUUGCGACAACGACAAAUAAGUUUCUCUUAUACAAUUAAGGUUGAGUCUUAAUUUCCUCUACAAAAAAAAGGACAGCUUGAAGUUCAGUGUGCUAAAUUGGUACAUACCAUUAUGGAUAUAAUUUAGGAGCUUUUAGAAUUAUUCUGACGGUGGGAAAAUUGCCAGCUUAUGUAGAGUUACUUGUAAUUUGAAUUUGUAUGAUCAAUGACGUCACUAAAAAGCAAUAUGGCUGGCUUGAAAUUUAAAGUUUCUUUUUAAAUAAAAUCUGAACUUCGUUUAUUGGAUUAAUCACAACUUUUGUAUUAUGUUAAUAUAAGUUAUGGAAUUCUUUAUUUCAAAACAUUUUGUUCAUGUUUUACUUAAUAUUCCAUACAAUCGCUGCGCAUGAAAAUUCCGCUAUGGGAAAAUCACAAGUUUUCAGAAGACGAUUGAUGAAACUUAAAUUUUUUGAGAAAAUUGCUUUACGUUUAGAUCAAAAUCACAUAGCUACAAAGUUAUCUCUUAGACCACAACACAUGCUAAAGAACGAAUUUCUGCGUGCGCACGCGCCUUAUUAAAUCUGAAUAAAAUAAAAAUUCUUUAAAAAAAAUUGCGGAUUUUACAUGCGCAACGACGAUAAUCAGGAGGACGAUGAAGCGUCAGCAUGUUGUAAAUAUUUAUCAAACCUUAAAUCGCAUUGCAUAUUUAGAAUUUCAGCUAAGUUAUUUAAACCUUCAAUUACUGUUUUAGUUGUCAUAAUAUAUUUUUGCUAGAUGUAUGAUAUUGAUUUGUUUAGAAUAGUUAAUAAAUUAUAUUAUGUUGUAGAUAUUUGUAAAAGAUAUUAUAUUAAUCGGUAUAAAAUAACCAAUGCAGAUAUAUUUAAAAAGAUAAGUUAAUAGUUUUUUUUUUAUACUUUGAAUAUUAGCGGUGUCUACUGUCGUCUGACCGCCAUGAUUUAUUAUGUCGAAAUUUAGUGAGACAAAUCCUUCCAGAUUCCUCCCUCAUCAACCCUCAGGCUGAGAUCUAACGAUCGUACUUUGAAUUUGCUCAGCUUUACUCAGAGGUAAAAUGAGACAGAGCUACUUAUAUCAGAGGCAUAAUAAGGUCUCGUUUUGACUCUAAGAAAAGUGAAGAUACGCUCUACAAUCUAGGUAAGGAUUAAAGUUCAAACAUGGCUGCGCCGCUAUUCUAAGUAAUUUUAUAGUUUAAGUUUCAGAGGGUGUAAACCAAAGGCAUAAUAAAAAUGGAAAAAACUGAUAUUACAUCGCGACAACGAAACUCAACUCUAAACAUUUAUGUAGUAUUUUGUUUUAUACAUAAUUUUGUAUGGUACAUUGGUGCAGUUUCUCAAUUAUAUAAUCACGGAUAUGGCUUGUCACGAUGUACCCUUACUUUAAUUUAUUACAUCGAAGGUUUUUGUUGUUAAUUUUUUUAUAUUUUUGUAAUGUGUACUCAUAGUUCAAGAUUAUUGUUAAUCGUGGUGGAGUUUCUUUUAGAUUUUAGGGCGCGCACGCACACACGGGCAAAUUUGUCUCUGAAAAUUAUGUCUCCCGCAUCAUAUUUAAGAAAAGUUAGCGACUUUGACGACUUAGCGACUGUAAGUCGUAACUCGUAACAUGCGCACAUUUUUAUUUUUUGCAAAGCCAAAGACCGUGGGGUAAUUGUAUCACUUCGCAGGCUUGUGUGCGCACCUUUAGGCUUCUUUAAGUAAUUAAAACUUUUGUAUAGCAGGUACUAUAAUUUAUGUUGUGGUAGAUUCCAUAACCACUUAUAUAAUGUUCUAGUAAAUGUCAGUAGUUUUUUCAAAGCUACCGAAAUGUUAUUGUAAAUAUCUGACUGUUUAUCUGAAGAUUGUAUUUAUAUUUCAUAACGUAUAUGUAUAAUGUGGCUACCAAUAUAAUGAUUACUGUUA